ACAUACAAUUUCCCUUUGCCUCUCUGCAGCUCUCGCUCUGAGUAGGAGCCUCUGGGAGCUUGAGGAGCAAGAGGGCUGGGAAGAGGGAUGGAGCUGGCCCAGAUUCCAGCUUCCACAUGGCUGAGCAGAAGCUGGGGCAGAGCAGGAGUACACAAAGGAGAGCUUUGACAGUGUCUCCAGCCAGGCAGGCCUCUCUCCUCUCCCCCCUACAGCUGCACUCACCCAUUCUGGGCCUCCCAGGAGCCCGACUUAAUGGGAAACUGUGGGCAAUGAGAAGUUCCUUGUGACAAACUAAUCCCGACCUGCUGACUGGAUAUGCCCCCGUCAAGGCUGCCACCAGAGCUCCAGGUCAGUGCAGGUACCAGGUAGCCCCAAGGAGGAGCUGCUGACCUGGCAGGGGACAACCAAGACACAGGUGAAAUCACACUGCCUUCAACCUGAAGAAACAGAAUUGGAACCCAGGUGCCGCUUCUGUUCUGCCUCUGGCUGCCUCUUAGAGCUGACUGGAAGUCCCAGCUUAGGGCCAGACCAGCUGCAGAGACCAGAUCGAAGGAAGCAGGACCCUUGUUUUCCAAGGGCUGUGUCUUCAGAGGGAAUAUGUCAGAGGGGGUGGGCACAUUCCGCAUGGUCCCUGAAGAAGAGCAGGAGCUCCGGGCGCAGCUGGAGAAACUCACAACCAAGGACCAUGGGCCUGUCUUUGGCCUGUGCAGCCAGCUGCCACGCCAUACCUUGCAGAAGGCCAAGGACGAGCUGAAUGAGAGGGCUGAGACUCGAGAGGAGGUGGUGCGGAAGCUGCAGGAGCUGGUGCAGACACAGGCGGCCUCUGGGGAGGAGCUGGCCCUGGCAGUGGCGGAGAGGGUGCAGGGAAGGGACAGUGCCUUCUUCCUGCGCUUCAUCCGGGCCCGCAAGUUUGACGUGGGCCGCGCCUAUGAGCUGCUCAAAGGCUACGUGCACUUACGGCUGCAGUAUCCUGAGCUCUUUAACAGCGUGUCCCUGGAGGCUAUCCGCUGCACCAUAGAGGCUGGCUACCCUGGUGUCCUCUCCAGCCGGGACAAGUACGGCCGAGUGGUCCUGCUCUUCAAAAUUGAGAACUGGCAGUGUGAUGAAAUCACCUUCGAUGAGAUCUUGCAGGCAUAUUGCUUCAUCCUAGAGAAGCUACUGGAGAAUGAGGAAACUCAAAUUAACGGCUUCUGCAUCAUUGAGAACUUUCAGGGCUUCACAAUGCAGCAGGCUGCCAGCCUCCGGCCAGCGGAUCUCAGGAAGAUGGUGGACAUGCUGCAGGACUCCUUCCCAGCCCGGUUCAAAGCUGUCCACUUCAUCCACCAGCCGUGGUACUUCACCACCACCUACAACAUGGUCAAGCCCUUCCUGAAGAGCAAGCUGCUCCAGAGAGUGUUUGUCCACGGAGACGACCUCUCUGGCUUCUUCCAGGACAUUGACAAGAACAUCCUGCCUGCUGACUUUGGGGGCACCCUGCCCCCAUAUGAUGGCAAGGUGGCUGCUGAGCAGCUCUUUGGGCCCCGGGCCCAAGCUGAGAACACGGCCUUGUGAGGCACUGCCACCAUCUGAGCUAUAGUUAAUAUCACUGGCCUCUCCUCCGCUGUCCCAGACCCAGGUUGGCAAAGGGCUGCCUGAGGUGACUGUAGUUUCCCUACCCUCCCUAAGCUUAGGUGAGUUCAGAGGUCACCUUCAUCCCAAGUUUGGGGAGGGACAGUAAAGUAGGGGGAGUCCCUUGAACAGAGGGAUUGGGGACAGUUAUAUCCCCAUCUGCCUCCGGAAGCAGUAGGACAGUGACUUUGUGUGAAGGUAAAUUUCAAAGACUCCAGUUAGGCCUCUCAAUAAUUUUCUUUGUCACAGAGCUUCACUGCUUAGGGUCUGUAAAAACAGACAAGGAACUGGGGUUAUUCCCCCAACAAUAAAAAGAGGAUCAAAGUG
This is a messenger RNA of Heterocephalus glaber (naked mole-rat), 1935 nucleotides long. It is a transcript of the gene Rlbp1, whose product is annotated as retinaldehyde binding protein 1. The record is from RefSeq and is a predicted model, not a curated record. Gene Ontology annotation, molecular function: phosphatidylinositol bisphosphate binding. Lineage: Eukaryota; Metazoa; Chordata; Mammalia; Rodentia; Bathyergidae. Gene Ontology annotation, cellular component: membrane.